This is a messenger RNA of Branchiostoma floridae (Florida lancelet), 2499 nucleotides long. Its product is annotated as PX domain-containing protein kinase-like protein. Gene Ontology annotation, molecular function: ATP binding; phosphatidylinositol binding; protein kinase activity. NCBI's taxonomy places the organism in Eukaryota, Metazoa, Chordata, Leptocardii, Amphioxiformes, Branchiostomatidae. Bases 231 to 1838 code for a protein of 535 amino acids. Gene Ontology annotation, biological process: endosome to lysosome transport; early endosome to late endosome transport; protein phosphorylation. Gene Ontology annotation, cellular component: early endosome; late endosome; extrinsic component of endosome membrane. The transcript is spliced from 19 exons. The record is from RefSeq and is a predicted model, not a curated record.
AAGUACGCGCGCACAGUCACAUGACAGGCAGAUUGCGUAGCAUCCGCGCGAGGAGACGGAUGCUCAGCUAUUUCCUCCUCCAGUUUUUUGGACGAUUGACCGUCAUAUCAUAACUGACAAGCACUUGACACCGAUACUAUAACGUUCACGUUUGUUCCGAAGUGGGCGCUGUCUUCUGAAGUCACGCGAGAGUCUCGCCCCUCCCCCUAUAGCGCGACAGGUGAUCCAAGAUGGCGCUCUUCGAGAAGAAGAAGGCGCAGAAGGUUACCUUAGACGACACCUCUCGCCUCUCCUGUACCAUCGAGGCCGCCCAGAACGUGCAGGGACAUACGGUGAAUGUAGUCAGGGUUCUAGACUUCCUGGGGUUGGACCAUCAGGACUAUGUGGUGAGAGUGCAGCGAGGACCCCUAGCAGAAAACAGCUGGCAGAUUAACAGAAGAUAUAGUGAUUUUGCUGCCUUGAACACAGCUUUGCAGAUAGGAGGUGUGGACCUGAACUUGCCUCCUAAGAAGAUAUUUGGAAACAUGGAGCGAGAGUUCAUCGCUGAGAGACAGCAGGGGCUGCAGUUGUUCCUGAACAACAUCACCUCCCAUCAGCUCCUCUCUCUGUCUCUCAUCGUCAGGAAGUUCCUGGAUCCUACAAACUACCCUGAGAGUAUGAACACACAAGAAGCUGCUCUCCAGCACGUGUCCAUGUUCUUCAGAUCAGAGCCUCACUGGGAAGUCAUAGAACCACUACGAGAUGUCGGCUGGAGAUUUAGAAAAAGCUACUUUCUCAUCAAACCAAAAGACCAGCCAAAGGAGAAACUAGUCUUAUCUUGGACUGACUUUGGUCCAGACAAGACAAUAGAUGACAAAGACCUUGUGCCAAUCAUGAAAUUACUCCCAACAAUACAGCACCCGUUUAUCUACCCCGUCGUGUUUGCUACAUCCAUGGAGAGCGGAGGCCUCGCCAUCCGCAACUUCUACCAACCAGGAACACUCAGGGACGCCAUCUGUAAAACAAAACCAAAUAAAGUGCAUUUUCUGAAGAAGUACUGCAAGCCAAAGAUGUACGCCCCCCUCCCGCUCCCUGCAAUAAGAACCUGUGGAAGACAAGUACUAGAGGCCUUAAAGUUCCUACACGACAAAGGAUGGUUCUACGGACAGCUCCAUGCGGGGAAUGUGAUGUUGGAAGAGAACUGCUGUCGACUGUUGGACCUGGAGAACAGUGUGCUGGGUCUGCCUCCCUACUACAGAUACUUCCUGACACAGCUCAGGAAAGUACAGACCAUGGAGCAGGUAGAUGUGUACAGUUUUGGCCACCUUGUGUACGAGAUGGCGUUUGGAGACCAGCUGCAGACAGCAACGCUGGAGAUGCUGCCUCUGGACUGUCCUGGAGAGCUCAGAACGUUCCUGGAGUCCAUCCUCACUGUGGACGCUGUCAAGUCAGUACCUUCUGUAGCAGACUUACUGGCCAGUCCACUGUUCAGCAAUGUACCUGUGGUUCUACCAGAUAAACCUCAGUUGAAGAUUCCCAGUAAGCUAAAAGAAGCCCUGAAGUUGGCAAAGGAGGCAACAGAGAAAAGAUUAAAAGUUGACCAGGGAGUGUUUAACCAGGUAAGAAGACAAUCAAAGGCCAAGGCUCACCACAUGUCUGAUGAAGAGAAGAAGAAAAGGAAAAAAUCUGCAAGGAAGCGUCUGUCCCAGCAGCCUACAGGCCAGGAGGAGGACCACAACACCAACCACCUGCCAGCUACUAAUGGGGUUGGUUCCAGCACCACUAGUCCCACAUCUUCAGGUGCACCCUCACCUGUCCCUCCACCUGCACCAGCUGCAGAUCAUGAUCAGAAAGCAUGAGGAUCACAGGAGGAUCCUGGAUCUCCUGUAGGUUUGAUCACUGUCAGAUCUCACUCGUGUCUGUGACUAACACUUACCUGCUUACCUGUCUGCAUAUAUAUAUAUAUAUAUAUAGCCCUUUCACUGUGAAGCGACAGUAUUCUAGGCAAUACCGGGUAUGUCAGAUGUCAGAGGCAAAGGCCUCGAAAAACCACACACGUCUGGACGUUGUUAUGCAGAUUGAAACAAUGGUUGAGACAAUGAUUGUUUUCUUUUUCAGGGCCUUUAGCUUUCAAAUUGAUAGAUUACCCAGAAUUCAUGUUGCUGCACAUGUGUCCUAACCUCUGUGAAAGGGCUUAUUAUAUGCUGCAUGCACUGCUAAUACUGGAGUUGUUGCCUGUGCCUGUUGUAUGACUGUGUGUUGUUGUUGUGCUGUGUUGUGUUGAUGUGUGGCAUACUGUAUGUUAAGUGUUUGUCUGGAUAUCGUGAUCAGUGAUAUUGUAGAAACAUCUGAGACUAGAUUUUGUUUUAAUCAUGAAGAGUUUUCCCGUUGCUGACAUUCUUUUUUUUCUUUUUAGUUUAUUAGUGUAAUUUGUCUGGUCUGGCAAAAUCUUGCCAAUAUCAGAACAAAGCACAUUCAGCUAUGCAAAUCAUUGCUUUCUGUGACCGGUGUUCCCUGUUA